AUGGAUUUCAGCAACCUGAAGGAGUCCGUCGCCAACUUGACGUUGUACGACCUCAAGGCCGGCGUGCGGAAAGUGCAAAAUGCCGUCAUGAACUACACAGAAAUGGAGUCCAAGGUCCGCGAGGCCACCAACAACGAGCCCUGGGGGGCCUCGUCGACGCUCAUGCAGGAAAUUGCCAACGGCACCUUCAACUACCAGACCCUCAACGAGAUCAUGCCCAUGAUCUACCGCCGCUUCACCGAAAAGGCCGCCGAGGAGUGGCGCCAGAUCUACAAGGCCCUGCAGCUGCUCGAGUUCCUCGUCAAGCACGGCUCCGAGCGUGUCAUUGACGACGCCCGCUCGCACCUCACCCUCCUCAAGAUGCUGCGUCAGUUCCACUUUAUCGAUGCCAACGGCAAGGACCAGGGCAUCAACGUCCGCAACCGCGCCAAAGAGCUGGCCGAGCUGCUGGGCGACGUCGACCGCAUCCGCGCCGAGCGGAAAAAAGCCCGCGCCAACAAGGGCAAGUACACAGGCGUCGGCAGCAGCAUGGGCAACGGCCGCUUUGGCGGCUUUGGCUCGGACUCGGGCGGCUUUGGCAGCAGUUCGAGUGGCGGCGGCGGCAGCGGCGGCUAUGGCGGCUACUCGGGCGGUGUGUACGGGGACGGCGGCGGAUUCGGUGGCCAGGGCGACUACAACGAGUCGGGCGGCAGCACGGCCAUGGGCGGCUCGCGGUCCGAGCGGUUCGAGGAGUACGACGAGUUCGACGAGGGCGAGACGCGGGCGCGCACGUCGUCGGCGGCGCGCGCCGGUGUGAAGCGCACGACGGGCGGCAGCAGCAGCGCAACGACGUCGUCGUCGCGGCGGACGGCAUCGGCGGCCGCGGCGGCCGAACCGGCGGCGCCGCCCAAGGCCAAGGCGCCCGAGGUCGACCUCUUCUCGUUUGACGAUCCUGUGCCCAGCACGUCCUCUGCCCCGCUGUCGGCUGCGGCGGCUGCCGGCAACGACGACGACGACUUUGACGAUUUCCAAUCGGCACCAACGGCUGCCGCCCCCUCUGCCGCCUCCAGCGAUCCCCUGGCCGGCCUCGCCGCGCUCUCGAGCCCGCCUCUCACCACAUCCAGCGCCGCCGGCGCCCAGUUCGCUGCACCGCAGCCCGUCUCGGCGCCCCAGCAGGUCAACCUGGCCGGCAUGGUCGGCAUAUCGUCCAUCUCGCCGCCGCCUGCGACGGGCAACGGUGGCGCCAACUACGCCGCCUUCCACGCGCCGCCUGCCGCACCACAGCAGCAACAGCAACAGCAACAGCAACAACGGGCAGCCCCGGUCAGCGGCUACCAGCCCACCCAGCCCAACUACUACCAGUCCGUCCAGGCCCAACCGACCGGCACCUCGCCCGUCUUCCAGUCGUCCACGGCCGGCACGACGUCUUCCAUCUUUGGCGCCGCCAGCACGUCGUCCUUCAACAAGUCCGCCUCCAGCGGCUCGGCGGCCGGCAUGGCGGCCCUGCGGCCGGUGGUGUCCACCGCCAACAGCGCGUCGUCGGUGGCCAAGGCGCCCGCUGCCGCGUCGUCGUCGGGUGGGAGCGACGCAUUUGGCUCGCUGUGGUCGACGGCCAGCACCGGCAUCAAGAAGACGGGCCCCGGUGCCAAGGGCCCCUCGAUGGGCCAGCUGGCACAGGAGAAGAGCCAGGCGGCCAUCUGGGGCGCGCCGGCCUCGUCAUCGUCCACGCCGGCAUCCUCCUCGGCCAAAACAAACCCGGCACCGACGGGCAACGGCCUGGACGACCUGCUGGGCUGA
This is a messenger RNA of Sporothrix brasiliensis 5110, 1776 nucleotides long. RefSeq lists its product as uncharacterized. Gene Ontology annotation, cellular component: plasma membrane; endosome; clathrin vesicle coat. The coding region runs from base 1 to 1776 and encodes 591 amino acids. The transcript is spliced from 2 exons. Gene Ontology annotation, biological process: Golgi to endosome transport; endocytosis. Gene Ontology annotation, molecular function: clathrin binding; phospholipid binding. Lineage: Eukaryota; Fungi; Ascomycota; Sordariomycetes; Ophiostomatales; Ophiostomataceae. The record is from RefSeq and is a predicted model, not a curated record.